Mercurialis annua (annual mercury) is the source of this 1932-nucleotide messenger RNA. Its product is annotated as premnaspirodiene oxygenase-like. Lineage: Eukaryota; Viridiplantae; Streptophyta; Magnoliopsida; Malpighiales; Euphorbiaceae. The transcript has 2 exons. The record is from RefSeq and is a predicted model, not a curated record. Bases 104 to 1615 code for a protein of 503 amino acids. Gene Ontology annotation, molecular function: monooxygenase activity; heme binding; iron ion binding.
UACACUAUAUAUAAAGGCCAGGAGAGGAGACAAUCUUCUUCAUUCAAUAAUCACCUCUCUUCAUUCAAUAAUCACCUCUCUUCAUUCAUUAGCUAUUAACAAAAUGUUGGCAUUUCCAUUAUUAGUGCUAAUUUGUGUGUUGUUUAUGGUGAGGGCGCUGUGGAAGAAGUUAAAGAGCAGCAAACCAGCUCUAAACCUACCCCCAGGACCAUGGAAACUUCCCAUUAUAGGAAAUAUACACCAGUUAAUCGGCGGGCUACCCCACCAUAAGCUCGGAGCCUUGGCGAAGAAAUAUGGCCCUGUUAUGCAGCUUCAGUUCGGACAAGUUCCGACUGUUGUGAUCUCUUCACCUGAAACUGCGAAACAAGUGAUGAAAACACACGACACCAUCUUUGCACAAAGGCCCUUCCUCAUAGUCUCUGACAUCAUAUUUUAUAAGGGUUUGGAUCUUGGUUUCGCACGAUACGGUGAUCACUGGAGGCAAAUGCGGAAAAUCUGCAUCUUAGAGCUGCUUAGUGCGAAACGUGUGCAAUUGUUCCGACCAAUCAGAGAAGAAGCAGUAUCGAAUCUCAUCGCUGACAUUUCUUCCAACGCCGGAUCUACUAUCAAUCUUACACAAAUGUUAAAUAUAUUGUCGUCCACUCUCAUUACAAGAGCAGCAUUCGGAAAACAAUGCACUAUCGAUCAAGAAAAAUUCAUUCCGCUUGCUGCAAAAGUUACGGAGAUGAUGGUCGGCUUUAACAUUGCUGACCUCUUCCCCUCUAUCAAAUUGCUCCAUGUCAUUACUGGAAUUCGUUAUAGACUCACGAAAUUGCACAAAAAAGUUGAUGCUGUGCUUGAGAACAUAAUCAAUGCUCAUAGGAUUGCAAGGGCCACAUCUAAGAUUGCAAUGGAGGAUGAAGAUAUCGUCCAUGUUUUGUUAAAUCUUCAAGAGCAAGGAAAUCUUGAACUUCCUUUAACAACCGACAGUAUCAAAGCCGUUAUACUGAACAUGUUCCUUGGAGGGAUUGAUUCGUCGGCUUUGACUUUAGGAUGGGUGAUGUCGGAAUUGAUCAAGAAUCCGAAGGCCAUGCAUAAAGCACAGGCAGAGGUUAGGCAGAUUUUCAAAGAGAAAAAAAUUGUUGAUGAGAUAGAUAUUGAGAAGUUAAAGUAUUUAAAGCUUGUCAUUAAAGAAACAUUAAGAAUGCAUCCUCCUGCUCCAUUAGUACCUCCCAGAGAAGCUAGCAAUGAAUGCCAAAUCGACGGGUAUGACAUACCCGCCUUGUCCAGACUCUUUGUGAACGUAUGGGCCCUCGGUAGGGAUCCUAAUCAUUGGAUUGAACCCGAAAGUUUUAUACCAGAGAGAUUUGAGGAAGGUCUAGUUGACUACAAAGGAAAUAAUUUUGAAUAUUUGCCAUUCGGCGGUGGAAGAAGGAUAUGUCCCGGUAUAUCAUUCGCCAUGGCGAAUGUUGAACUUGCACUCGCACAGUUACUCUUUAGCUUUGACUGGGAGCUUCCUCUUGGUAUGAAGAGAGAAGAACUGGAUAUGACAGAGGUAUUUCUCACUGCAACAAAAAGGAAAUAUGACCUAUACCUAGUUCCUAUUCCAUACUCUCCUACUAAUCAAAACACAUAGUUAGAGGUGCCGUUACUUUUUUUGUCAAAGAUAAUAAGCAACUCUUUCGAGUCUGAAUUGUUAGUUGUUAGUUACGGAACCGUAGUUCGAACCCACAACCUCUCAAUGCACUUAGAGACGUCUUAGUCAUCUAGACUAGGCCCACAUUGGCGGUGCCGUUACUUUACCCACAAACCAUUGUUGUUCUAAAUCUAUAUAAUGUGUGUUCUUGCAUUUUCAUGGUUAUUACGUACCAGUUGCUCCUUUUCCUUAGAGUUAUCUGUUUCAUGUUAAUUUGUUGUUUCAAUGAAAGUUUUAUGCUCAAUUAUUUAUUGAUA